CAGUCAUGCCGGCACAGAGCGGCACAGCAGGCCCCGCAGUCUCCAGGAGAUCCGAUAAAUAUCGUAGCUAGCUGGCCUUUUGAUAUCCAUACCAACCUCGAAACCAUAGAUUUUGCUGAACAAUGCCUGAAUCUGUACAGAAAUACAUCGUCGCUCUCUCGCCCGACGCAGACUAUGACGCUACCAAGCAAACCAUCGAGGAUCAAGGCGGAAAGAUCGUCGAUGACACGAUGCGGAUUCUUGGGAUGAUCACCGUCGAGAUGUCUGAUGAAGGCGCUUCAUGUCUGAAAUCACUCACUAGCGAUGUCAUUUCAGUCGAACCUGACCAACAAGUUUCGACCCAGGCAGCCGCCUGAUAGCAUUGACACAUGCGAUAUAGGACAGGACGCUGGGAGAUGCAUGGUGGCAGUGUGAUGCAGGAUAUGAAUGAGUGGAGACAGACUUGUACAGUUCAUUAUUUGAGGAUGUAGAACAAACAAUGCAGCGGAGAGAUGUUGUGAUCUGAUAAGCUUCCCUGAAUGAUCUAAGCGACUCCUUGAUAUCUCGGGAUCUCAAUAUUAAUAGUCCAACUGAGAGCCAUUACUAUGCAUAAAUUGCAGGGAUGGUAAAAUAAGUCCUGCCGUGGAGAGCGAUGAGAAAACGAAUGGCAAAUAGGUACGUAGCUAAUGAGUGUGGGGUGUAAGAGGGUAUAGUAAGUCUAGACGAUUACCAGAGUGUGUUCUGACUGAGAACAAAAAAAAAAAAAA
Molecule: messenger RNA, 746 nt
Organism: Suillus clintonianus
Lineage: Eukaryota; Fungi; Basidiomycota; Agaricomycetes; Boletales; Suillaceae
Exons: 5
Coding region: 123-356 (77 amino acids)
Source: RefSeq, a predicted model, not a curated record